AUGUGGCCAAAGAUGCCUGGUCCCAGGACAGGUCUCUCCUCUCCGUCGGACGGAGGAAGGCAGGGUGCGACGGUAUCUUCCGCCGCAUCCACGACAUUACUAUGUGCUCAUCCCAACGAACCUUCGAAGCCGUGCUCCCCACAGCUGUCACCGAGUUUGGGGUUACCGCCAACACGCACAAUUUUUAUUAAAAAUGUGCCUCCAACUGUGGACAAUAGUCACAAACUACUUCCUUUUGUGCCCACUGAGGGACUUUUCUCCCUCCGGGUGAAACGCACUGGUGGCCGCGAUGUUGGGUUUGCAGAGUAUAAAACUCUGGAGUCUGCUCAACAAGCAAUGCAGUGGUUUUAUAGGCUGGAGGCCACGGCAGGCAUCGCAUUCAAUUGCUUCUCUCAGCUGCGGCACACCUGGACUCCAACUCCGCCAAGGUUUCGCUACCAGGUCCCGUACGGUGAGUACAACCUCUGCGCCGGGAAUUCCGCCCGCUCCACGGAGUUGCUUCUGAACAGCGUCAUCCUCAUGGCUGAGUGGUCCCUCAGUACCCCAACGUAUCGCCCAGGUUUUGAUCCUUUCGUUGCUUCUUCGCAACCCUCGCUGCCACCGUAUUAUCAUGAAUUUGCUCCGGCGACCACGGAGUGUACACCGCAAGAGUCAUUUCAAGUGUCACGCAUGGGAUUCAAUUCGUUUCCCGGGUGCCAUUCUGCGGGCUCCUAUGCAUACACGGGGAUGCCUCAAAGGGCACCUAGGCCAGCGGUUGCCUCCCAGGGCGUAGUUGCUAGGCGCUCUGAGAGGGGGUUCAUGACGGAGGGAAGAGUCGUGGAAGGCGGUGAAGCAGCGGCGGGGUGUGCACUGAGGAGUUGGGAGCCUCCGCAAGGCACGGCCUUAAUUGGAGGUCAUCAACGAGAAUUAAGAGUUGGACACUGUCAGCGUCAACGGGGUAAUGAGUCCUCGCUCGCACACGACACGUCUUGCUUGUCACCAGGUAAGGUCUUCCAAUGGGGGGUGCGUGAUUCUACUAUUGCGUCCGCGGUGCUGGAUGACAGGGAUCUCCCCAGCAGUACACUAUUUCUGCGGGUUACAGACAAUGAACAGCGGCAUCGCCUCAUGUCGGCACCGUCUUCGCUGAGCCUGGGUGCACCUUUGCGAGGUGAGGGAGAGAUUAUUGACGAGACGUCUGAAGGCUAUGAGGCCUCCCCAUGCUUGCAAUAUCGCAAUCGCUGGAGGCAGCGGGAUCAGCAAGGGUUGCAGCAACGGAGUUUCUCUGCCAGCAGGUGGUCGCGCCUUCACCACCGGCACCAAACUUGUUGUGUGAGACAAAACCCAUUGGGGACGCUGCUUGCUCACCAAAUGAUGGGUGCAACGAAUUUUGGUAACGCAGUACAGCCACCCAUCUCGGAUAAAGAAGAACCAUUCUGCAAUGAGUUUGUAGUUGAUGAGGCACCUAUGUCGCCGGUUUUACUGUCGCCGAUCACAAACUGCAAAGACGGUGACACUGAGGAUGCAAUUGCUAGGAUGGUUUUAAACUGCAAUUUCUUCUUGGAGCGCUUUGCUGGGGUUCGUUCCUAUGUACCGUACUCCGGGCGGGCCGGGUUUCUGCGGUUCGAGAGGCCUGGAGACGCGCGACGGUGUCUGCUGUGGCUGAGGCGGCAUCCGGAUUUGGCGCCUGUGCUUAACGUGCAGUUUGCGCGCGAGGACACGAGGCGGCGGCGUUCACAUAAGCGAAGAGCGAGGUGA
Trypanosoma rangeli is the source of this 1734-nucleotide messenger RNA. RefSeq lists its product as uncharacterized. Gene Ontology annotation, molecular function: nucleic acid binding. NCBI's taxonomy places the organism in Eukaryota, Euglenozoa, Kinetoplastea, Trypanosomatida, Trypanosomatidae. Bases 1 to 1734 code for a protein of 577 amino acids. The transcript has a single exon. The record is from RefSeq and is a predicted model, not a curated record.